AUUAGUGCAGAUUGUGUACAGUGCUGUAUCUUAUGAGCGACGAGGAGGACACUAGAGAGGAUGACCGGAUCUUGCGAUCGGCAAGGCGCCCGAUUGCCCACUUGGCAUUAGGACUAGAGGGUGACAGGUACCUGUUCUGCCAGCGUAGAGAUAGGUUGCAGCAGCUGAGGAGGGCUAGAGCAGAGGCUAGUCGGGCACUUGGGAGUGAAGCCGCAACUUCAGAAGCUAUGGGACCGGGACAAACACAGUGGGUUCCAAAGACGGCCAUCGCCGCUCCCAAACCUUUCACAGGGGAUAAGAGGGGCGAAAACGUCGACACAUGGUUGAGGGCAGUGCCGGUCUAUGUCAAGUGUAAGCUUACCUUGCAGCACGAGGAAGUGUUUGUGGCUGCAUCCUAUCCAAAGGGUAGUGCAACACGAUGGUUGAGUGGUUUGGUGCAACUCCAGGGAUAUGGUCAUGACUUCCGCUCUUGGGCAGCCCACCAGAAACUGGAGGACUUCCUCAAGAUGGUGGAGGAAAGGUGGCAUGAUCCUCGAGAGGCUAAAAAAGCCACUGGCGCGAUCUUGACAUUGCACACGAGGCAGUUUAAGUCAACCAGGGAGGCCAUCGACGUUGUAAAGCGUCUGAUCUGUGUCCCUGGGGUGCGCUAUGACCCCCAAGUAUUACUCACCUCCUACCUGAGAUGCUUUCCAAUGCCUCUUAGGAAUCAGUUGGCAGGUGAGGCCAACAUCAACAUUCACAACUUCCCCUCGUUCAGCAAGAAGGCCCUAGACCUUGAAGUGAAGAUAGGGUAUGGACAUAAUCCCACAACGGACGGUAGGAAGAAAACACUGCUUCCCAACUGGAAGGCGAAGGGCCGCAUUAUGCUUGUCGAUAGCGAUGGAUCAACCAUCGAAUUAGACGAUAACUUCCAAGGAGGAGUAGGUUCAAAGGCUGGCAACACAGAAGCUUCAGAGGGUGGAGUAGUUGCUGCCGUAGCCCAGAAAGGUGCGCUGAAAACUGAGUUCGAUCUUGCGGACAAUGUUACUCAGUCUUUGGUGGAAGCCUAUCGUGAGGAUCCGUUUAUGUUUGAGAUCAUUCGCAGACUUGAGGCGAAGGACAAAGUAACUUCUAUCGAGUUUGAGUUGGUCAAGGGCUUGCUGUUCCUUGAGAAGCCUGGAAAUAAACGUUUGUGUGUUCCUAAUAAGGAAUCUUUGCGUAGUUUGUUUUUAGGUGAGUGCCAUGAUGCCACCGACCAUUUUGGGUAUAAGAAGACCACAACCAAUCUGCUGCAGCGGUUCUGGUGGCCCACGAUGAUGCGAGAUGCCCAGUUGUACGUGGAGACUUGUCAGGUCUGUCAAAGGGAUAAGCCCCGUACUCUGGCUCCUCUUGGGCUAUCGAAGCCCCUUCCGAUUCUGGAACGGCCUGGUGAGAGUCUGUCCAUGGACUUCAUGGAUACUCUGGUCACCUCCUAUUAAGGGGAAGAUAAUAGGCAGUACGUUAGAGAGGAAGGUCUCAUUUUUAAUGAAGUCACCUCCUUAGA
Molecule: messenger RNA, 1522 nt
Organism: Chara braunii
Lineage: Eukaryota; Viridiplantae; Streptophyta; Charophyceae; Charales; Characeae
Source: the annotation of a GenBank genome assembly